This is a messenger RNA of Lentinula edodes (shiitake mushroom), 384 nucleotides long. RefSeq lists its product as uncharacterized. The transcript is spliced from 2 exons. The record is from RefSeq and is a predicted model, not a curated record. Lineage: Eukaryota; Fungi; Basidiomycota; Agaricomycetes; Agaricales; Omphalotaceae. The coding region runs from base 1 to 384 and encodes 127 amino acids.
AUGCUUUCCAACAACUACAUCCAAGUGCUCCACAUCCUUGAAACUGAGGCUGCGGAACUGGCGCAUGACCUUGAACAAUUCAACCUGACGGAAUCUGAUUUGGAGGCAACGUGGGUGAACCAAGCUAGACAUUUCAAGGAGCUGGGAAAAGAAACCCUUGGAAUGAUCUUAUACAACAUCCGCAUUCAAGAGCCCGAAGAUUUUGAGCAGCUACCACCCCAUUCCUCUACUCCUCGGGGCUAUCCAAAACUCGUUGUCGCUUUCUUGGAGAAGAAGCGAGACAAUGUCUUGUGGGAGAUCCUCCAGAUGGAGAGUCAGAUGGAUGUUACAGCGGCAAUGGACCCUCUGGACUCUGAGUACAAGGUGGCCCUCAAGUAUGACUGA